Messenger RNA from Actinia tenebrosa (Australian red waratah sea anemone), 1296 nucleotides. Its product is annotated as deubiquitinase OTUD6B. The record is from RefSeq and is a predicted model, not a curated record. NCBI's taxonomy places the organism in Eukaryota, Metazoa, Cnidaria, Anthozoa, Actiniaria, Actiniidae. Gene Ontology annotation, biological process: protein deubiquitination. Gene Ontology annotation, molecular function: cysteine-type deubiquitinase activity.
UUUGGGCUCCUUGGGUACUAAUAGGCCCGCGUUGUAAGAAGUACAGCGCCUUCUCCCAUAAGGGAGGAAAUUCAAAAUGGCGGACGAAGUKGAAGAAAAUGUCACUGAACACUUGGAAAUCAUCAAAGCAAGACAUAAAAAGGAAAACAAGGAACUUCUGGCAAAGAUACAAGUAUUAAAACAUUCGAUCCCAAAAGGAGACAAGAAGAAAAAGAAAGCAGUGGCUCUUGAUAUCGCUAAACUAGAAGCAGAACAAGAAGAAAGACAURAAAAGGAAGUUGAAGAACUCCAAAUACAAACAAAGACUUCAAAUUCAGAGUCRGACAUUUCAUCAAGACUACAGGAUACUACUAUCUCCACCGAGCCAGAAGAAAUUGGCAAUAAAUCAUCACGAGCUGAAAAACGAAGGGCCAAAAAAGCAGCCAAGGAACAAGAAAGAGAACAAAGAAUAGCAGAAGCAGAGUUAGAAAACGUGAACUGUGCCCGUAAUAUCGAAGCAGAAAAAAUGAAGAAUAUUUUACAAGAAAGGAAUUUACAAAUACUUGAGAUAACUCCUGAUGGACACUGUUUAUAUAAUGCUGUUGCAGAUCAGCUAAGAAGAAGAAAAUUGGAGUCUGACUAUCAGCAGCUAAGGAAACAAGUUAGUGAAUACAUGCUGACUCACAGCAGUGACUUCCUUCCAUUUCUUGUUCAUCCACAAACUGGAGAAAGUUUCACACAAGAUGAAUUCACGAAUUAUUGUCAGGACAUAGCAUCAACAUCAGCCUGGGGAGGUCAUUUGGAACUACAAGCCUUGUCACAUAUUCUUCGGAUGCCCAUUGAGGUGGUCCAGGCUGAUGCAUCGAUCAUUAGAAUAGGAGAAGAGUUUGACACAAACCCUUUAUUAUUGUCUUACCACCAUCAUGCCUAUGGGCUUGGAGAGCAUUAUAACUCACUCAUCCCUGUAACUAGUGAAGAACAACAGAGCUACUAGCAAACGUGUAACAAAUAAAAUACAAAUAAAAUACAUUGUGCUAUGCCCUGCACCUAUGGUCUUGGAGAGCAGUAUUAAUAACUCACUCAUUCCUGUAACUAGUGAAGAACAACAGAGCUAGAAAACAUGUAACAAUAAUAAUAUAAAUAAAAUACAUUGUGCUAUGCCCUGUACCUAUAGGCUUGGAGAGCAGUAUUAAUAACUCACUCAUUCCUGUAACUAGUGAAGAACAACAGAGCUAGCAAACAUGUAACAAUAAUAAUAUAAAUAAAAUACAUUGUGCUAUGCCCUGUACCUAUGGGCUUGGAGAGCAUUAUAACUCA